Macaca mulatta (Rhesus monkey) is the source of this 8629-nucleotide messenger RNA. NCBI's taxonomy places the organism in Eukaryota, Metazoa, Chordata, Mammalia, Primates, Cercopithecidae. The record is from RefSeq and is a predicted model, not a curated record.
GAGCUCGGCGGCCGCAGAGGCGGCAGCGGCGGCGGCGCGGCGCAGGCACCGGCCCGGGGAGCGGCAUCAUGAGCGGAUCACAGAACAAUGACAAAAGACAAUUUCUGCUGGAGCGACUGCUGGAUGCAGUGAAACAGUGCCAGAUCCGCUUUGGAGGGAGAAAGGAGAUCGCCUCGGAUUCCGACAGCAGGGUCACCUGUCUGUGUGCCCAGUUUGAAGCCGUCCUGCAGCAUGGCUUGAAGAGGAGUCGAGGACUGGCACUCACGGCAGCAGCGAUCAAGCAGGCAGCAGGCUUUGCCAGCAAAACUGAAACAGAGCCCGUGUUCUGGUACUACGUGAAGGAGGUCCUCAACAAGCACGAGCUGCAGCGCUUCUACUCCCUGCGCCACAUCGCCUCCGACGUGGGCCGGGGCCGCGCCUGGCUGCGCUGUGCCCUCAACGAGCACUCCCUAGAGCGCUACCUCCACAUGCUCCUGGCCGACCGCUGCAGGCUCAGCACUUUUUAUGAAGACUGGUCUUUUGUGAUGGAUGAAGAGAGGUCCAGCAUGCUUCCAACCAUGGCAGCGGGUCUGAACUCCAUACUCUUUGCAAUUAACAUCGACAACAAGGAUUUGAACGGGCAGAGUAAGUUUGCUCCCACCGUUUCAGACCUCUUAAAGGAGUCAACGCAGAAUGUGACCUCCUUGCUGAAGGAGUCCACGCAAGGAGUGAGCAGCCUGUUCAGGGAGAUCACAGCCUCCUCUGCCGUCUCCAUCCUCAUCAAACCUGAACAGGAGACUGACCCCUUGCCUGUCGUGUCCAGGAAUGUCAGUGCCGAUGCCAAAUGCAAAAAGGAGCGAAAGAAGAAAAAGAAAGUGACCAACAUUAUCUCAUUUGAUGAUGAGGAGGAUGAGCAGAACUCUGGGGACAUUUUUAAAAAGACACCUGGGGCAGGGGAGAGCUCGGAGGACAACUCCGACCGCUCCUCUGUAAAUAUAAUAUCAGCCUUUGAAAGCCCCUUUGGGCCAAAUUCCAAUGGAAGUCAGAGCAGCAACUCGUGGAAAAUUGAUUCCCUGUCUUUGAAUGGGGAGUUUGGGUACCAGAAGCUUGAUGUGAAAAGCAUCGAUGAUGAAGAUGUGGAUGAAAACGAAGAUGACGUGUAUGGAAACUCAUCAGGAAGGAAGCACAGGGGCCACGCAGAGUCACCUGAGAAGCCACUGGACGGGAACACCUGCCUCUCCCAGAUGCACAGCUGGGCUCCGCUGAAGGUGCUGCACAAUGACUCGGACAUCCUCUUCCCUGUCAGCGGCGUGGGCUCCUACAGCCCGGCAGAUGCCCCCCUCGGAAGCCUGGAGAACGGGACAGGACCAGAGGACCACGUUCUCCCGGAUCCUGGACUUCGGUACAGCGUGGAAGCCAGCUCUCCAGGCCACGGAAGUCCUCUGAGCAGCCUGUUACCUUCUGCCUCAGUGCCAGAGUCCAUGACAAUGAGUGAGCUGCGCCAGGCUAUUGUGGCCAUGAUGAACAGGAAGGAUGAGCUGGAGGAGGAGAACAGAUCGCUGCGGAACCUGCUCGAUGGUGAGAUGGAGCACUCAGCCGCGCUCCGGCAAGAGGUGGACACCUUGAAAAGGAAGGUGGCUGAACAGGAGGAGCGACAGGGCAUGAAGGUCCAGGCGCUGGCCAGAGAGAACGAGGUGCUCAAAGUCCAGCUGAAGAAAUAUGUAGGAGCUGUCCAGAUGCUGAAAAGAGAAGGUCAAACAGCUGAAGUUGUGCCAAAUCUUUGGAGUGUUGAUGGAGAAGUUACAGUAACUGAACAGAAGCCGGGAGAAAUUGCUGAAGAACUUGCAAGCUCCUAUGAGAGAAAGCUCAUCGAGGUGGCAGAGAUGCAUGGUGAGCUGAUUGAGUUCAACGAGCGCCUGCACAGGGCCCUGGUGGCCAAGGAAGCCCUCGUGUCCCAGAUGAGGCAGGAGCUCAUCGAUCUCCGGGGACCGGUGCCUGGAGAUUUGAGUCAAACGUCCGAAGACCAGAGUUUGUCGGAUUUUGAAAUAUCAAACCGGGCGCUGAUCAAUGUCUGGAUCCCCUCCGUGUUUCUCCGGGGCAAGGCAGCAAAUGCAUUCCACGUGUAUCAGGUCUACAUCCGGAUAAAAGACGAUGAAUGGAACAUCUAUCGCCGGUAUACAGAGUUCAGGAGUUUGCACCACAAGUUACAAAACAAGUACCCUCAAGUGAGGGCCUACAACUUCCCACCCAAAAAGGCCAUCGGAAACAAGGAUGCCAAGUUUGUGGAGGAACGAAGAAAGCAGCUCCAGAAUUACCUGCGCAGCGUCAUGAACAAAGUCAUCCAGAUGGUCCCCGAGUUCGCCGCCAGCCCCAAGAAGGAGACCCUCAUCCAGCUGAUGCCCUUCUUUGUGGCCUGGAGGAUUGUACCGUUCGCAUGUCACACGAGCCCACUGUCAACCACAGCAGCCAGCACUCACUGGGAGUCCCCAGCUGCCAGCGACAUCGCCCCGCCCGGAGAGCCUGGGAACAAGAAUAGCCGGCCCAAAGCGGCUUCCCGCUUCCCCAAACUGUCCCGAGGUCAGCCCCGGGAGACGCGCAACGUGGAGCCCCAGAGCGGCGACCUCUGACCUCGACGGAACCCCAGCCACAGGCCCUACGUGUCGCGCCAGCUGCCUCCACCCCAGCCACUGCCGCUGGCCCCUCACCUCGGCGUGACGACCACGUCCACCCGGUGACCCUGAGAGCACACGAUCCCCACCAGUUAAACGACACCCUGAUUAAACUGGUCAGUCUUGGAGCCACAUGGUCCCUGACCCCAGAGAGCAAGGUGGUGCCUCGCUGCACAGACUGCAACACGCGGUCCUUCUGCUCCUGGGGUCUGCCCUGGGCUGCAGGGGCUGUUCGUUCACCUCCCAGCAGUUCAGGGCUGGCAGGAGGUUGGGCACCAGGUCAGGCUUGGUGCCCGCUGGGUGAGAUGCACAGCUUAUCCCCUGUGCAGGAAGGUAGCUGCGGAGCCAGCCUCUCCACUCUUUCCUACACGGGGCCUAGAAUGACUGUUACUCUUUUUGCUGUUUAAGGUUAUUGCCUGGCCCAAGCUAGGGAUGCCUGGGAUUGGCAAGGGGGAGGGGAUCUGGUUCCAUUCACUGCAUUCUCCACCAAUGGUCAUUAGACACCCAAAGUGAGCCGUGUCACAGCUCACUUUUCCCAAGGGAUGUUCCUGAGGCCUUGGCAAGGAGCCAUUAGUGAUAUUUGAGUUCGGAGAACUUCUACCUCCCCCUAUGGCUGGCUUCAGGAAGGACCAGUGUGCCCUCGGGAACCUGAGGCCACUAAGGCCCUCACCAGGCUUGGAAGGGGGACUUGGACAUCUGACCCAGUCAGCAGCAGCAGCUUGGUAACCCCACGUCAUACAGCUUGUCCAAAGUGGCCUUGGCCUCACAGUCAUGAGAGACUUGGCUCAGGAAACCACUGCAGAAGGUUCCAUGGUUUUCAAACCAGGCUCCAUGUCUGUGAACUUGGACAGAGCAUGGACACUGAACAGAUGUUUCUCUCCCCUAAAGACAUUUUCCAUCCCCCGCCUGCCCAGCUACCAUUGUCCGUGGGAACAGAACUCUGCAUCCCCUAAGACGGAGUCCUCUUGUUCCUUACAUGCCAGGAUGGCUGUCAGAGUACAGGGAGCCUGGGCAGGUGGAGCAGAGGAUGGGGACCAGUAACUGGGUGGCCCCUGGGUCUCCUCCUCCAGUGAGCUCACAUCAGAGCCCCUCGCAGGACGAGGGCUGUCCUCACAGGCUCAGCACCGUUGAGGCAGUUUGGAUUUCUGGGGUAAAAUAACCAAGAAGGUGGUCGUGAAAUGCACUAUGCAAUAAGUCAGUGUGUUACGCCUUAAGCUGAGGCAGAGACGCAGUGGAACCUGAGGACAGAAGCAGGUGAAAGGCGAGUUAGAUGGCAAGGCAUGGGCUUGUCCUGGAACUGCUUCAAUUCAGUGGCUUAAAAUGUGUACGGCCUAGCUGAGCAUGGAGCAUUUCCUGGCUCGAGGAAAUCUCUGGAGAAUCAUCUGUAAGGUUUAUGCUGUGCGUUCCCCUCGUAGUAAGGAGAAGAUUGUUCAUGGCCUUUAAGGCUGAGAUCACUCACACACAGCCCCCCAGAGAAACCGAGACCUACCUGACUUCUUAGGGGACCUUGGGCCAGGUAAGCCAUGCCCUGGUGAGACUCAGUGAGCCGGAGUGUGCACGGAAGUGGGGACCCUGCAGUCAGUUUGCAAGUCUGGAGGACCUGAGACAUCCCGGAAAGGCAACCUGGCCUGUCUCCCACCCACCUGCCAACGUUGCUCCAAUACACAUUUUUUUUUUUUUUUUGAGACGGAAUCUCGUUUUUGUUGCCCAGGCUGGAGUGCAGUGGUGCGAUCUCUGCUCACUGCAACCUCUGUCGCCUCCCGGGUCCAUGCCAUUCUCCUGCCUCUGCCUCCCGAGAAGCUGGGACUACAGGCGUCCACCACCUCACCUGGCUAAUUUUUUUGUGUUUUUAGUAGAGACGGGGUGUCACCGUGUUCGCCAGGAUGGUCUGGAUCUCCUGACCUCGUGAUCCACCUGGGCCUCCCAAACUGCUGGGAUUACAGGCGUCAGCUACCACGCCUGGCCAAUACAGAUGCUUUAUUGGAAAUUCCAGGGCUGGAGUGCACACCAGCCCACGUGGUUGGCGAGUCUGAGUAGAGUGUCCUCACAGACUGAGGCAGGGACUGUCUAAAAGCUCAAGGUGCCAUCUGGCUCAAGCUGCCGUCUGUCAUGGCCCCUCUGGUUGGGUUUAUGCCACAUCGGUCAUUUUGAAGUAGGUGUUUGCCGCCAGCUCAGACACGGUCUCAGGAGGGCCUCCCUAAGCCAGGGAACUUGCCCUGGAGGUUAUCUCCCUGUUCUCUGCUGGAUAGAGAAAGAACCUCCCAUCUCCGACAUCCUCCUGGGCUCAGGCUUAUGACCCGCACCUUUUCUGACACCUGCCCCCGAAACACAGCAUGUGAAUCAGGUCUUGCCCUCUUCUUCAGAUACCCCACCAGGAAGCACCUUGGACAUUCUGCACAUGAUGUCAAAAAACAAUGCAAAGUCAGUCCUCCAGAGCUGACAGAUACUAACCCAUGAGAAACAAGUAUGCUCUCAGCUGAUAUUGAAUGGGUGGCAGAAACUCCGCCUCCCCCUUUUUAUAAAGCUUCAUUAUUCACAGAAAACCUGCUCUCCUCUCCCAAAUGUGGAGAGCAUGUUCCUGGGAGCCACGUGGGGACCAUCCCACCUGCCUGUUCCUGGUGCCUCUCCCAUGAUCAUGCACUGACCCUAGAGUCAUCUCCCAGAUCCAGACCAUCUCCCCUCAUUUUUGCUCAGAAAUGCUAGUGACUGGUGCAUGGUAGCAGCUCCUCGAAGCCCUUCCCUUUGGAAUCCUGUAAAAUGUUCUGCAAUGAUUGGGUUCAUCCUGCUGCUCAAAAGACCCCUGUCCUGCUCUCUAAUGUGGUGGGAUAAACUUCAGGCAACAGAGACAACGGGCAGGGUUCCCUGUUCCUGGAGAAACGGGGUGUGGCAACACCCAGGGCUAGCAGGAUUGUGGCUGGAACCUGGUGCCCAAAUUCCAUGCCCUUUAAAUGUGUCGUCACCUGCCUCUCAGCGUGGAUUCAAUUCCAAGGGCUGACUCAGCCCAUGGCCCAUCAGUGGCAAAGACACCCCUGCGGAAAGGAACCCUCGCAACUCACGUCUGUCUCCUUCAUCCAGGAAGAUUACUCGGGGGUUUCCAAAGUCAGCAUCUGAGAAAGGAAGUCCCCUCCUGCAUUCCGAGAGGAACCAGGGGGCCUGCCUGUCUCUCAAGGGAUUUCUGGGACCACCUCUGCUGGGAGGAAGACUCUUCGCCGAAUCCUCCUCUCCAUGGCCUGCUCUGACUCAAACAGAGCAUCACUGGGUUCCCUCCUUGAAAGAGAACAAACGCUUGCAGCGAGGGAGGUUAAAGGCUGCUAGAAACCUAACCCAGCCCUGCACUCCUGACCUGAGACAGAACCUUCUCCGCCACUCUUCCUGGAAUCACUCUGAAAUUCCAGCUUCUUUGAUUCGCACUUAGCAGUAUACUCCACUCACGUUGCUGGCAAGCCAUUGUAGAGUGUGGAGCUGGGGUUCAAAGCCCCCAGCAUUUCUCUACUGGCACGCCCUGGUGGAGGAAGACACUUUGACGGAAGUUCUUACAGGCCGUGGUGGCGGCAGCCAUCCUCACAUCCAGUCACCAGUUGCAUCUAGGGACCUGCUGGCUGCAAAAGGGAUCAUCCAGUGGAGUAAGGGAGGGUGCCAUCUUGCAAGAUCGAGGAAGAGGAGGGAUGUGGACUGGGUCUAUCACAGCCCUUGGCCCUGCUUUAUACCUUGGAGCUUAUUAAGGUGAAUUCUUUGAUAAGCAUUUAAUUAUUUAGAACCAUGGCAGGUAACUGUGCUUUAAAACCAGAGUCGCCCAAAAGUCAUUUACACCAGGCAGAUUGAUAGCAUGGCUGUAGCUGAUGCAACAAACAGGCACUGGGGCCAGUGAUCACAACCCACGGUUGGAAACGGGAGGGAAGCCCACCAGCCUGCCUCAUUGAUGCACUGCAGCUCUGCCUUCCGGAGGCGCCUUAUUUCCUAACACCCUGAGCCAGGGCUUUGUGGCCCAGGUGAGACGUGGCUGCCUCUCUUGGUUCUGCAUGGGACAGUGUGCCCACCCUGAGGAUCAAGUCAUGGGGUUCUGGGCCUCGGCCUUCCCACCCCACUUGCUCAAGCCCCCAUGGGGCUGCAACUCCAUCUGGCCCCUCACAGGGAGGCCCAGCUGUGUUCUCUCUUCCCCUCCUCUCCCCAAGCCACCCCCAGAAUCCAUACUUCAUUCCUCCGCCAAGCUCCUAUGUGAGCUGCAGCGCCCAUGCUGGGGAGGCCCUGCACUCCAGAAGCAUCUUCUGACCUUGGCACAGAACUGAUGGCAAAGGGCGGGCUGGGUUUUCAGCUCCUGGGACCUGAGCAAGACCCCACACCUCAUUCCUUCCCCGCUAUACAUCACACUGGCUAGGCCGCCAGUCGGCCUCCAAUGGUAACCCCAUUUGGGGGUGCCCAUGAUCGAGUCCCAGGGAGCCAUCUUAGGAGUAAGAGGACCGCGUAUGUACAGUCUAUGAUAGUCUGUAUGUACAUAAGGUCUAGAAGUCUUCCGGAAAUCCCGCAAAGGGCAGCCUCGUGCCUGGGUUUCAACCCCAAAGGCAGCGAUUGUCUUGACUCUGUCUUGCUGUUUCGCUCAGAAUCACGGCAGACAUGGAGUGUUUCUGGAAGGCAGGCAUCUGCUAUGAGCAAGGUCAAAGGUAACAUUUUUCAAAAUAUUGUGCAUUAAUUCAUUAAAGCUACUGUUAAAUAUUUGCUGUUUUCAGAUUGGCUUCUGUGCUAAUUUUGCACAGUUGUAGCACUGUAUAUUUUCUCUCACAUUUCUGUGCCAAAAGAGUUCAUCUUCAUGUUUUUGUAAUACACAAUGUUGAUUAUGUUUCUAAAAUCAAGCUUCAGCUCCUGGGUCAAUAGGAAUGAGGGUGUAGCAUCCAGGGUCUCCUGGCUCGAGGCACACCAGAUCCCGCGGUUCAUCCCACAGCUGUUGAAAUGCACCCUGGAUCAGUCGCGUCUCUGGUAUUCCUCACUCUAGCCAUGAACCAUUGCCAUCUUAUGGGCCUGAUUUGGGUAACUGAAUUCUGUCAUGGAGCACACACUUGUUUCUAAAUCCCAGCAACCAAGUUGCACAUCCUUCCUUAUAGCUAGUUUCUAUAGAGAAGUGAAAAAGAAAUCUGGCUUCCUCAGAAGAUGGUUGAGCGAGCAGCCCUGCUGGCAGAAGAUUCUAGAUUCACUGGUGGUUUAAGGCCCAGGGAUUUAGUUCUUACUGGUGCAUAAAUGUUUUCCCAUCCUAACUGGAAAACCACUCACCCAGGCCCCCCGCUUCCCCUCGAAUCUGCUCAGCUCUGCCGCCGGUCUCCAUGAACGGCAAGGGGAACCACCACUCGUUCAUGGUCGGUGUAGGAAAGAGGAUAUCCUUGCAAAAAUCGGAACCGAGGACAGCAGCACACACAAUGGUGGAUCGUACAUUUGCACCCAGAGCAACUAAUCGCUCAAUAAGUGACCCCAGAGACCAUGAAUUUCCCGGAGUGAAGGGAACAGGGGUAGAGCUAAUUAGAGUUUUUAUUAUCCAGGAUUCAUCGUAAGAAGAAUGUCAGCCUGUCUUCGUCCCUGGCUUAACCGUCAGGUAGAACACUUACUCAUCUGACACCGACUUCUUAGAGAAGCGAGUCUUUUGAGUGGAGGAGCGAUGGUAACCCCACUGGGGGGUGGCCCAUAAUCGGGUCCCAGUAAGCCGUCUUAGGGGUAAGAGGACUGUAUCUAGAGUCUAUGAUAGUCUGUGUCUACGUAAGGUCUCAAAGUCUGCAGAAACGCCCUGAAACCUGUAGUAUUAUCUUAAGUACCCUCUUAUGUUAAGGUUUACAUAAUAGGAUUUUUAAACAAAUGUGUUUAAUUUUUUAAGAUCUCUUGUAUUAAAAUUUUCUUUUGGAAUAAGCUGUGGAAAUUUUGUUACAGCCUGGUUGAGAUAAACCUCUUUACAAUGACAAAAUAAAAAUGGUGACAUUUUAUAAAUUAGGUACUUCAGUGAA